This is a messenger RNA of Brassica napus (rape), 1645 nucleotides long. Its product is annotated as plasmodesmata-located protein 3. Bases 334 to 1245 code for a protein of 303 amino acids. Lineage: Eukaryota; Viridiplantae; Streptophyta; Magnoliopsida; Brassicales; Brassicaceae. Gene Ontology annotation, biological process: plasmodesmata-mediated intercellular transport; transport of virus in multicellular host. The record is from RefSeq and is a predicted model, not a curated record. Gene Ontology annotation, cellular component: plasmodesma. The transcript is spliced from 5 exons.
AGAAAAAAUAGAACUUUCUCUUUCUUUAUCCUAAUCUUGUCUUCCACAUAUGUAGAGAGAGAGAUAAGAGUGGUCAUCCAAAGCCUACAAAAUCCUCUCUCUCUCUCUCUCUUUCACCAUUGAAACCAGAAACCCAGAAGAAAAAAAGAAAAAAAAAAGAAAUAGCUUUUACUGAGGAGCCACUGCCACUCACAGAAUUUUACAAAAUCCCAAAAAACCCCACAAAAAAAAGAUUCAAUCUUUCAAAUCCAUUUUUUUUUCAGAAAAACAUAGAAACAACCUCAAAAUCUCUUUACCACCACUACACUCUCUUACAAAGAAGAAAAACCAAACAUGGGUUUAUCACUCAAGCUCUCGUCUCUUUGCAUCAUCAUCAUACUCUCCAUGGCCCUGUUCUCAGAUCUCAAGCUAGCGGAUUCUGCAUCACCAGACUACACGAACUUAAUCUACAAAGGAUGCGCAAGACAGCAGUUCUCAGAUCCGUCUGGUCUGUACUCGCAGGCCCUCUCUGCAAUGUAUGGCUCAUUGGUCACUCAGUCAACUAAAACCAAGUUCUACAAAACCACUACUGGUACGACGAGCCAAACCACCAUUACUGGUCUUUUUCAGUGUAGAGGAGACUUGAGCAACAACGACUGUUACAGCUGUGUUAGUCGUCUUCCUGUUCUCUCCGGGAAGCUCUGCGGCAAAACCAUUGCAGCUAGAGUUCAGCUCUCCGGCUGUUAUCUUCUUUAUGAAAUUGCUGGCUUUGCUCAAAUUUCAGGGAUGGAGAUGUUAUUCAAGACAUGUGGGAAGAACAACGUGGCCGGAACAGGGUUCGAAGAGAGGAGAGACACUGCCUUUGGUGUAAUGCAAAACGGUGUCGUUUCAGGGCACGGCUUCUACGCGACUACUUACGAAUCUGUUUACGUGUUAGGACAGUGCGAAGGCGAUGUGGGAGAUUCAGAUUGUAGCGGCUGCAUCAAGAACGCGUUAGAGAAGGCUCAAGUGGAAUGUGGAAGCUCGAGCUCCGGUCAGAUUUAUCUUCACAAGUGUUUCAUCGGUUAUAAGUAUUACCCUAAUGGUGUUCCCAGAGGACCUUCUUCGCCUUCUUCAAGCUCUGGCUCUUCAGGUUCUUCUUCUUCCUCAGGAACAACAGGCAAAACGGUGGCAAUAAUAGUAGGAGGAACAGCUGGUCUUGGAUUUCUUAUCAUUUGUUUGCUUUUCGUCAAAAACUUGAUGAAGAAGAAAUAUGACGAUUAUUGAAAAUAAGGAGGAUGAAGCCAACAAAAAGAAACCAACCCCGGAAUAGAGCAAACUGAAGAGUAGCCCCGUUCUCUGCACUUCGUAAGGGCUUCCCGGAGAAUAGUCCUUCUGCAGAAAGGAGAGAUCGAACAACUCUCGCAGGGGCCGCAUACGAGAACGACACGGUUCUAUCAUCCUCCUCGAUUGUCCAUCCAAACCCUAUAAGGUGAGACAAUUCUUACACUAUAACCCAAGACUAUAACUAUCACUUAAAAAUGAUAAGUGGUGAAUAUUAUUGUUUUCUUCUUGGAAUCAGUAGUGUUACAUUGUAUAGAUGCAAAUUUAUACAUCUUUGUGUAUAAAUUACACUAGAUAUCUUCUUUUUUGUAUGUUUUAAUGAUAUUUUGUUUUUAGGGCGUUA